Molecule: messenger RNA, 1328 nt
Organism: Suillus fuscotomentosus
Lineage: Eukaryota; Fungi; Basidiomycota; Agaricomycetes; Boletales; Suillaceae
Product: cap binding protein
Exons: 5
Coding region: 156-1034 (292 amino acids)
Biological process (GO): translational initiation
Cellular component (GO): eukaryotic translation initiation factor 4F complex
Molecular function (GO): RNA 7-methylguanosine cap binding; translation initiation factor activity
Source: RefSeq, a predicted model, not a curated record
ACACAACAACCGACCCCCGGAAGCCUUCGCCAACUCAAAGAACUGAUUUCAAGCUUCAUUCGAUCCUUUGAUCAAUAUCUUUUCAAUCUUGUUAACAGACUUUGAUAGUCUUGAAACUCAAAAGCAACAGGAUUGCAAACCCCGCUCACUUCACCAUGACUGCUCUACCUGCCUCCUUUCAGCAUGCUAACAAGGUUGCUAUCGCCGCGGCUCUUGCUGAGAAUUCAGAAUCUAUUGGAGCAGACGUAGAACCUGGUGAAAUUCAAGAAGUAGAUAUGCAAGCGCAGGCAGACGACAUUCGCACCGUCUUCAGUCACCCUACCAGCUUCAAUGUAAAGCAUCCUCUAUACUCACCGUGGACCCUUUGGUUCGAUUCCCCUGCUACUAAAGGCCGUAACCUCCCCCAAACUCCCAUUUCUUCCUUCCCCCAAACUCCCGUUCCUCAGACUCCCAGUGCUGCAGCUGCACAAGGAUGGAUGGAGGAUAUAAAAAGAGUUGUCAGCUUCGACAGUGUUGAAGAGUUUUGGGGCCUCUACAAUCAUAUUGUACCUCCUUCACAGCUCCCCCAGAAAGCAAAUUACUACCUCUUCAAGGAGGGUAUCAUACCUGCAUGGGAAGAUGAAGCCAACAAGAAUGGAGGCAAGUGGAGUAUACAGCUGCCCAAAGAGAAGAAUCGCAGUCAGGUUGAUAAAAUGUGGCUUUACACUAUGCUUGCUGCUAUUGGUGAAACCUUCGAUCCCCAUCUUACAAGCGGGGAGGCAACUGAACCCAAUACUCAAUCGCUUAUCACCGGUGUGAUCGUAUCUACCCGACCGCAGUUCUACCGUUUAUCAAUUUGGACGCGCCUUGCGCCUUCUGGAGAUGAGGACAAGUUACGUGAACGCAUCGAGACAGUUGGACGGCACUUCAAGAUUAAUGUACUAGGCUAUCCCGAGACCCAAAAACUGGCCGGUCCUCUCGCAACCGAGGUUGAGUUCCUUUCGCACAAGGAUUCUGAGAAGAAGGGCAAGGCAGCGAAGAAGCUUGUCAUUUGAGUGGGUGCAUAAGUUUGCUAUUAUAUCGAUUGAGCAAAGUUAUAAAUAGAUUUGCUGGAUAUGCCUGAUUCAUUUGUAUGGUGUCCGGAUGAAUAUUCUCAUUUCAAGCUCGUGCUGCUGCUGCGAAUCGCGAUACACAAUAUUGAAAUCACUGUCCGUACCUGAAGCUGUGCAUUGCUGUGCAACCUUUGGCAGUGCAACUGCGUAACGCUGCGUGUGACGCAAUUGAUGUGACUGCGUAUUGUCUCCUGUAUAAAGACCCUAUGACAACAGCUCCAAACGCGAUUAAGUCUC